AUGAGUCGAUCGAUAGAAGAGGAGCUUGACCAGCAACCGGGCCAGGUCUCAACUACCACCGAGAAGCCCUCCGAGGUCAAGGAAGAUGAGACUCACUUACCAACGGGGACCCGGCUGCUAGCUAUCAUUAUUUCUAUUCUGUUUGCUAUGUUUUUGGUUGCUUUGGAUCGCACUAUCAUUGCCACAGCGGUCCCUCGAAUCGCAACCCAGUUCAACGCCCUUGACGACAUCAGUUGGUAUGCCAGUGCAUAUCUGCUGACAAGUUGCGCCACCCAGCUAUCCUGGGGCAAGGUGUACACCUUCUAUUCGACUAAGACCAUCUUUCUGAUCGCGAUCCUUAUUUUUGAAGUCGGAUCGGCGGUCUGCGGCGGCGCACCGGGUUCCAAGGCCUUCAUCGUGGGACGUGCGAUAGCAGGCAUUGGAUCGGCGGGCAUAUUUUCGGGCGCGACGGUGAUAAUCGCACAGAUUGUGCCGCUGGCCAAACGACCCAUGUACGUUGGGCUGAUGGGGUCAACCUUUGGGCUUUCGUCAAUCAUCGGCCCUCUGAUGGGCGGUGCGUUCACAGACAAGGUAACAUGGCGUUGGUGUUUCUACAUCAACUUGCCCAUCGGCGGUUUCACCAUGGUCAUCUUGUUUCUUUUCCUGGCUGUCCCCCACAAACCCCAACCGUGCACCUGGAAGCAACAGAUCCUCCGCCUCGAUCCCCUGGGCAGCGUGCUCUUCCUGCCUUCUGUCAUCUGCUUCCUGCUCGCCUUGCAGUGGGGCGGCACAACCUACCCCUGGAGCAAUGGGCGCAUCAUCGCGCUGUUUGUCAUCUCAGGAAUUCUGAUUAUCGCCUUUGUCGGUGUGCAGAUCUGGCUCAAGAAGGACGCGACGGUACCGCCUCAUAUUUUCAACCAGCGCAGCAUCAUAAGCGGAGUCGUCUUUUCCCUGUGCGGCGUGCGAGGCACAUCGGCUGUGAAAUCCGGCAUCGACACGAUUCCCAUGGUGCUGGCGCUUGUUUUGGGGGCCAUAAUCUCUGGUGGAAUCAUCACCGCAACGGGAUACUACGUUCCGUGGAUGUUCGUUGCGGCGAUUUUCAUGUCGACGGGCGCUGGGUUGAUGACGACCUUCAAAGUGGACACCAACCAUGCCGCCUGGAUCGGGUACCAGGUAUUGUUUGGUCUCGGAAUCGGCACUGGAAUGCAGCAGCCCUCCAUGGCGGCGCAGACUAUUCUCCCGAUGAAUGAGGUUGCCAUUGGUGUCUCGCUCAUGUUCUUCGCGCAGUCUCUCGGUGGAGCUGUCUUUAUCGCGGUCGCUCAGUCGCUCUUCCAGAAUUACCUCGGUGCAAACCUCCCCCACAUCCAGGGAAUUGAUGUGGCCAAGGUCCUCGCGACUGGGGCGACGGGUCUCUCGAAUUCUGUUCCGACCACAAAGUUGGCCGAGGUUCUGGCUUUAUACAAUGAUGGCCUCCGACGAUCGUUCAUUGUCGCCGUGGCAGUGUCUUGUCUGAUGAUUAUCCCCGCGCUGACGAUGGAAUGGAAGUCAAUCAAGAAGGAUAAACCUUCUGUCGCGGCAGCUUGA
Messenger RNA from Penicillium concentricum, 1563 nucleotides. Its product is annotated as MDR family MFS transporter. The record is from RefSeq and is a predicted model, not a curated record. The coding region runs from base 1 to 1563 and encodes 520 amino acids. Lineage: Eukaryota; Fungi; Ascomycota; Eurotiomycetes; Eurotiales; Aspergillaceae. The transcript has 3 exons. Gene Ontology annotation, biological process: transmembrane transport. Gene Ontology annotation, molecular function: transmembrane transporter activity.